GUACAACUAAAGCCAGUUCAAGCACAUCUAUGAAUUCUAUAACUCUAAAAAUGACCGGAGAAUCAUCAACUCGCACUCAAUAUUAUACAGAAUACUCUCAGUCUAUAUCGCAACCAUUUUCUAAUAGCGAAUCCCCCGACCAAGCUGAGCUUGGGCAAUUUGGCUGUAUCAAAUCAUUCGGUUCACACAGCUCAAACAGCGGUCAUUAUCCGUACUGGGGACGCGAAAGAGAUCGUUAUCACUGGCAAGAAAUGCUCGUCAAGAAACUCGUACACGCCAAAUAUACGCGUCUGGAUCAGACCCAGCAUCCCCUUCUCUCUUAUUUCCGACAGCUUGCCAGGGCCGAGGAGCUCGAGCUUUGGUAUCGCAAGAGGAAGUUGAGAAAGGAGCAAGAGAAGAACAAGCGCUGCCGAAACAUCCCAUGAGAUAUACAGGAAAUAUGAUGGCUUUAAUAUAGAAAAUUUGUAUCUGUAAAACCUCGCUGCCGAAGAAGAUAUUUGGCAAAAUGGCAGAAGCAUCAUCAAUCGGGUUGUUAAUAGACGGAAGUGUUGAGCAUUAGACUUGAACAAAAGUCGACAUUGGUUCGGUUAUAAAAUGAUCAUAGAGCUUAUAGCAUUAUCUUAGUGCUUAUCAAGUCCUCAUAUUAUUCCACACUGAACUUGGCUCGUGAUAAUGGUUUCGUAAAAUAAUACUGGAUGUGGCAUGGUAGCUCACGACGUUAAAUCAGAAGUACAAGCUUAAUAAUUGGUUCCUGUUGCUACAUAGAUAGAGUGAUGUGUAAG
Molecule: messenger RNA, 782 nt
Organism: Daldinia decipiens
Lineage: Eukaryota; Fungi; Ascomycota; Sordariomycetes; Xylariales; Hypoxylaceae
Exons: 2
Coding region: 30-425 (131 amino acids)
Source: RefSeq, a predicted model, not a curated record